UAAAGCCACGUAUCAUCAUUAGAAAACAUAGAAACCUCCUCCAAAGUCCAAAGUAUCCAAUCUCCUCUUCACUAAUUGUACUACUCCACUUUUAAUUAAUUUAAUUUUAUCAUCUUCCCCAUUUAUUUAUGUGACGCACGAUUUCAUUUGAUUUUAUUUGAUUAGGGUAGUACAGAUAUAAGUAUGGACUAAGGAGACUAGAUUUGGGUCCUCGAUUCUCUCUGCUCUGCUUUCAGCUGCAAAACCCAGAAAGAAAAACCCAGAAGAACAAGAUAAAUCAUUUCCCAGCUCAACUCAAUCAAGUAACCUCAUAUGAAAGGAGCUUGGACAAAUAGAAGCAACAUUUGUAGGGAUGUAGUAAGGGAGAGGGAGAUUUCAGUUUGCUUUUCUGGCUGUCUUGGUAACGGCGAAUGUUGCUCAUGGUUAAAAGAUCAUUUUUGCCUCUGCAAAAAUCAGGAAGAGAAUGAGGGUUCAUUUUUAUAUUGAUUUAAUAUUAAUCCUGGAGCAUUUUGGAAGAAUGAGCAGUGAAGCUUGUGUAGCACCACAACAAGGAUUUCUCUCAUGGUCUACUUCACAGUUUGGGCUUUGCUUUUCCUGUGCUGUUCUGUUGAAGCUACUUGUAGAAGAAACAUUUUUUUUUUUUGGAUUUUUUAUGAGUAGUGUUUAAUAAGUACCUAUAUCCUCAUUAAAAAGUGUUUAUGUUGUAUGCAGCGAAUUUGCUGCUAAACUGACAAGCUGCAGAGAUGGCUAGCCGUGCCUCCCGUACUAUAUAUGUUGGCAAUCUUCCUCUGGAUGUAAAGGAUUGGGAGAUUGAAGAUCUGUUUUACAAGUAUGGUCGUAUUGUAGAUAUCGAAAUGAAGCUUCCGCCACGCCCUCCAGGAUAUUCCUUUGUGGAGUUUGAGGAUCCAAGGGAUGCUCAAGAUGCAAUCAGGGGUCGUGAUGGCUAUAACUUUGAUGGUUGUCUUCUGAGGGUUGAGCUGGCUCAUGGUGGUAGGGACAGGUCCCCCCCUAUGGGCCGACGUGGUGGUGGUAGUGGUGGUGGUGGCGGCGGAGGCAGUGUUCGGGGUGGGGGUGGAGGUGGGCAGUAUGGUGCUUCACGUAAUUCUGAGUUUCGAGUAAUUGUCAGUGGACUGCCACCUUCAGCUUCAUGGCAAGAUCUGAAGGAUCAUAUGCGUAAGGCCGGGGAUGUCUGCUUUGCCCAAGUUUUCCGUGAUGGUGAAGGUAUGGUGGGAAUGGUUGACUACACUAAUUAUGAAGACAUGCAAUAUGCUAUCCGGAAACUGGAUGACACUGAAUUUCGUAAUCCUUUUUCAAGGUCCUACAUGCGGAUAAAAGCCUAUGAGGGUAGUCCCCCUAGGAGCAGGAGCAGGAGUAGAAGCAGGAGCCCUAUCCGGGAUAGAAGCAGAAGUGUAGAAAGGAACCCAAGACCUGCUCCAAGAUCUAGGUCUGCAUCCCCUGCACAGCCAACAAGAUCUAGGUCUGCUUCACCGCGCUAGGAAAAUGCCUCAUAUUCAAGGGCCUGCAUUGAUGAGGUUCAAUUCAGGUGAUCGACUCUCAUCAGGAAUCUGGAGAUAGAGUUGUCGAAAUUGAAGUACGAGUAGCUUUUUUGGUUUACCAUCUCAGAAAGUAAAGUGGGUGUAGUAAUGUACUUUGAAGCAGCAUUGUUAUGGCAAAUGAUACCAAGCUUUGUUUUGUAGUUGGAUAUCAUAAUAUUGAGUUUGUAUUCAUGUAACUUAGUUUAGUUUAGGGAUCCUUGUUGCAUUCAUCGUAGGCAGGUCAUACGUGUUGUCGCCGACAACCUUUGCCUGCCUUAGAAAGCUAGCUCUUUUAGUACAACUGACUUGAGAGUUUUUAGACUCUUCAAUUAUGCACGACAACUUUGGGUAAAAUUUUCAUUUCUACUUCUUGGA
Messenger RNA from Spinacia oleracea (spinach), 1910 nucleotides. Its product is annotated as serine/arginine-rich splicing factor SR34A-like. Gene Ontology annotation, cellular component: nucleus; cytoplasm. Gene Ontology annotation, molecular function: mRNA binding. The record is from RefSeq and is a predicted model, not a curated record. The transcript is spliced from 13 exons. The coding region runs from base 744 to 1496 and encodes 250 amino acids. Lineage: Eukaryota; Viridiplantae; Streptophyta; Magnoliopsida; Caryophyllales; Amaranthaceae.